Molecule: messenger RNA, 2144 nt
Organism: Punica granatum (pomegranate)
Lineage: Eukaryota; Viridiplantae; Streptophyta; Magnoliopsida; Myrtales; Lythraceae
Source: RefSeq, a predicted model, not a curated record
AAAAGUGAAUCCGGUUGACAUUUGGUCGAUAAUUUUCCUAGGCAGGCCAUUGGAAAAUUAAAAGAAAAAAGAAGUGAAAAAAAAUUAUGUUUAUAAAUUAUUAUCAAAAUAUAAAUUCUGGAUAAUUGUGUGCAACAAUCUGAUAACUUGGGGAGGUAGAAUCAAUCCAUGGAGUCUGAGAAGCCUCAUGCAGUUCUUGUUCCAUACCCGGCGCAAGGUCACGUCAAUCCCCUAAUGCAGCUCGCAAAGCUCUUACAUUCGAGAGGCUUCCACAUCACGUUUGUCUACACCGAGUACCUCAGGGACCGCCUGGUCCGUGUCAAGGGCUUGGGAUCCGUCCAGGGCCCGCCGGAUUUCCGGUUUGAAGCAAUACCUGAUGGCCUGCCCCCAUCUGACAACCCGGACGCCACCCAGAGAACUGCGGACGUGUGUGGUUCCACAAAGAAGCACUCGGUCGCUCCAUUCAAGCAGCUACUGAUUAGGCUGAACUCAACCACGGACAUCCCGCGGGUGACCUGUGUUAUCUCGGACACGCUCAUGAGCUUCACGGUUCGGGUCGCUCAGGAACUGGGCAUAUUCGAGGUUCAGUUCUGGACUGCUUCGGCUUGUGGCCUUAUGGGGUAUAAUCAGUAUGCUGAGCUUAUCAGAAGAGGAAUAGUUCCAUUGAAAGAUGAGAGUGACAAGAGCAAUGGAUACCUUGAGACUACAUUGGAGUGGAUAAAAGCGAUGGAAGGACUGAAGCUCAAGCACGUGCCGGUGCCCUGCCUCACGACGGACCCAGAAGACGUACUGCUCAAUUUCAUGAUCGAGCAAAUGGAGAACUGCAAGAUCUCUUCGGGUCUCAUCAUCAACACGUUCGAUGAACUUGAGAAGGAAGUACUCUCAGAACUGGGAUCAGUCUUCCCUCCAAUUUAUACUAUUGGGCCACUACAUCUUUCCGCCCGGAAUGAGCCUGAAACCCGAGCCAACUCCACUAUGGACUCCACCCUCUGGAAGGAAGAGGCAGAGUGCCUCGAGUGGCUGGACCGAAGAGAUAAACGGUCGGUCGUGUAUGUUAACUUCGGGAGCAUUGUUGUCACUACGGACGAGACCAUAGCAGAGUUUGCCUGGGGUCUCAGAGCCUGUGGAUUCCACUUCUUGUGGGUCCUGAGGCCAGACCUGGCGAUGGGUAGCUCGGCCAAGCUCCCCGAGGGGUUCUUGGAGGAGACCAAAGGGAAGGGUCUGAUAGCGAACUGGUGUCCCCAGGAGAAGGUGCUCUCGCACAGUUCCGUCGGUCUGUUCAUCACUCAUGCCGGGUGGAAUUCCCUCUCAGAAAGCUUGGCCGUCGGUGUCCCUGUACUCUGCUUCCCCUUGCGUGCAGAACAGCCAACUAAUUCCUGGAGCGUGUCCUCCGUUUGGGUCAACGGGAUGGAGAUUCAGCACAAUCCGAAACAGGACGCAAUCUCCCUACUUAUAAAGGAAAUGAUGAUCGGAGAAACCGGAAAAGAGAAGAGGGAAAGGGCAAUGGAGUGGAAAAUGAAGGCACAUGAAGCUACUAGCGAAGGAGGAUCUUCCACUGCCAGUUUAAACAGAUUGAUCGAUCAACUCAUCCACCAAGUGAAGAUAUAAUGUACCCUUCCCUGUAUUGGUUCUUCCUCCAUGUUUCCGAGAAGAUGAUCGGCUAUUUUGGAGUUCAAUUCAGCAUUUGAAUAAGCCUAUGAUCAUCUCGAAUGUGUCAAAUCAAAUGUUCGAGAAUUAAUUUACAAUAUCAAUAUGACAUAUAACCCAACCGUUCCAGGCCCCAAGCACAAACAGAGUGCCCAAGAACAAGAUACUCGAACCUCGCAAAAGCAUCGACAGAUGAAGCUACAACCUUGCAAACAUGAGGUCCCUCCUGAUUGUACACAGAAUCUUCUCCCCAGUCGAACCUUCUCUGCAACUGCUCGUAUUCCUGCCUCCGAGUCACUUCGAUGUGCUGCCACUCCCCCCACCGCUCCGCCAGUCCCUCCCCUUCCAACAUCCUCACGACCUCAGACAUCGGGGGCCAUUCCUCAGGCGAAGGCUGGGUGCAGAGACUGUAAUUCUUGUUCAGGUUUCGGUCCACUAUUGCAUCAAGCUCCUUCUCCCUUUCAAGCUUCUCGACCUUCAAAAGCGUGCUUUCUUAA